AUGUCUACCAUGGAGAAACCCUCCCCGGUCUACUUCACGCAAGAGAUGGCAGCCAGUGCGUCGUCGUCGCUUGAGACACAGGAACUGAAGGAAUGCUAUUCCAAUUCCGAUGUCAAGGCCAGGGAUCCCUUGAACCCGAGGAACUGGUCUUCGGCGCGGAAGACGAUGCUCUUUGUGUCGCUGAUGACGAGCUCGUUGUUGGCAGAUGGGGCUAUGGUGUGGGGUGGAACGCUGGUUACGGAACAGGCCAUGGAUUGGAAUAUUAGCAUCGCUCAUUCGGCGACGAGCAUGAAUUAUGGUAUUCUGCUGCAGGGGUUUGGGGGGAUUUUUGCUGUUCCACUCAUUGAAGCGUAUGGUCGUUUGCCGGUUUGGCUGUGGCCUCAGGUAAUCACCAUGUUCAUGGUGCUGGGUGCUACCUUUUCCAAUGAUUGGUCUACCUUCACGACGUUCCGCUCUUUGCAGGGUCUGUUUGGGACAGUACCUCAGGUAAUUGGGCUUCCGAUCAUUCAUGAUAUGUAUACCUCGGCUGAAUGGCCGCGGAUGAUCAAUAUUUGGGGCACCACCUUCCUCGUCGGACCAUUCCUCGGCCCCGCGAUAGCAGGAUACAUCGGCGCCGGGUCAGACUGGCGCACCUCAUUCGGAGUCCUGACAGCCAUCUAUGGUGUAUCCACAGCAAUGGUGAUCUUCUUCGGCUAUGAGACAUACCAUGAGCCUGGACGAACAGCCAAGCAGUCACGCCUCGCGUCUUAUUUUGGCAUUGGAAAUACCCUGCUUCCCAAGGGAUCGACGUUGAGCUAUUGGAGCCGAACAGUCGUGGUCUAUGUGUUUAAAUUCCCGUUGUUGAUGACUGGCAUCGCUAUCUUGGUAACAUUUACCUGGCCAAUUGGAAUCACAACCACCAUCGAUACCUUCCUGCACAGUCCUCCAUACUUAUUUGACACAAUCGGGGCAUCAUCGAUGCGAUUCGCCGGUGUGAUUGGAGCUUUAUGUGGUACGCAUCCUCAUAUUCCCCCACCUCUCCUGAUUCUCACCGUUUCCCUAGGCUGGGCAGUUGGCCACUUCUUCAACGGCUGGAUCUUCAGGCGCCAUAGCUCAACCUGGCGAACCGAGCUCCGCCUUCACGGUGUCUGGUUCCCGAUAGCUAGUAUGGCGAGCGGUCUCCUCACCUACGGACUAACCAUGCACUUCGGCAAGCACUGGAUUGGGAUAGCCAUUGGGUGGAUCAUGGUGAACAUCGGCAUGGUAGCCACGAUUGUUGCCAUCUCGGCCUAUGCGUUGGAGAAAUACCCAGAGCAGGCGACCUGUGUCUCGGCCAUUCUGAAUAUGUGGCGCACCUGUGGCGGGUUCGCGGUGGGAUACUUCCAGCCUUCAUGGAUUCAGCGUAAUGGACUCGGACUGGUUUUUGGUAUUCAGGCUGCCAUUCUGUGUGUGGCUGUCGCUUUGACUAUCACUCCUGUGUUCUUGUGGGAGCGGAAAAGGUGGUUGAGAGCUGAUGUUGAUGCUGAUGUUGAUGCUGAAGCUUGA
Molecule: messenger RNA, 1524 nt
Organism: Penicillium expansum
Lineage: Eukaryota; Fungi; Ascomycota; Eurotiomycetes; Eurotiales; Aspergillaceae
Product: putative MFS transporter
Exons: 8
Coding region: 1-1524 (507 amino acids)
Biological process (GO): transmembrane transport
Molecular function (GO): transmembrane transporter activity
Source: RefSeq, a predicted model, not a curated record